GGGCCUGGUAUCUGAGUGCCAGUGAACCCCUCCAAGGCUUUCUCCCACCCUAGUUUGGGAGGAUCAGUGCCCUGCUGUCUUUAGUGACGGCUGCCAGCUCUUGCUUUCAGAAGGCAGAAGAAGAUACUGCUCAAGCUUUCUGACCUUUCUAGAAAGGUCUUUCAGGGAAAUGGAAUCAAUGCUAAAGAUUUCCAUGAGUGCUCUGGAUCUUUAUUGUACUGCUGACCAGGCUCACCUUGGUCACAGUUUGGAUGCCUACCGCGGGUGUUUAUGAAUCACAAGUAACUUUGCCAGUCUCUCUGGGUAAAAAUGCGGGGGACAUGGUGCCUUCCUGGUGGUUUCCACCAGGUCCCUCUGCGUCUGCUCCCCUGGAAGCUGGAGGAUUGCCUUUUCUCUAAAAUAUGGACCUCUUUUGGGGUGCCUGACCAUUUGUUGGCCAGAUCCAGAGGAUCGGCUCUGCCCUGGUCUGGGUGCCCCACGGUGAUGUUUGUGGCAGAGGCUCUCAGAGAAGGGAGCAAAGCAGAAUGUGGGCCUGUGUGGCUCCGGUCCUCGGUUUCCUAACUGUUGGCAGGGAUCCUAAAGGCGCCAGGUCCUCCCUGUCUUCCUCAGCUGACUCUGCCCUCCUCAGUGUGUCCACGGGCACAGGCUUUCCUCCUGGCAGGUGGCAGCCGGAGACCUCCUGGGUGUCCUGCUGCCACUGUGGACCUCACCUCAGUGCUGUCUGGGGCCUUCCCAGACCAGUCCCCUCCCAGCGGGACCCAACCCCUGCCAGCCUCAGCUUUCAGGAGCUGCCCCCGCGGCGCGAACAAUAUCCUUUCUAUUUGGAGUUGACUCUGCUGCCCUUUGGAGAUCCCAGCGCGUAACGUGAGCUCGCGACCAGCGCGGGGGAGGCGCCCACACGCCCGUCCCGUCUUGGUGUCUGGCCCCAGGCGGCCGCGCCUCCCCUCCGAGGUGGUCCCAUAGCCCCUGCACCAGGCGGCCCGCGCCCGCGACCUCAAGGCGGCUGCCCCGCGCCAUGGCGGCCCGGCUGGGUGCGCUGGCCGCGUCGGGGCUGUACCGGCGGCGCCAGCACCGGCAGAGCCCGCCGCCCGCCAAGGGCAAUAUGUCGGACGCCUUGGCCAACGCCGUGUGCCAGCGCUGCCAGGCCCGCUUCUCCCCCGCCGAGCGCAUUGUCAACAGCAAUGGGGAGCUGUAUCAUGAGCACUGCUUCGUGUGUGCCCAGUGCUUCCGGCCCUUCCCCGAGGGGCUCUUCUAUGAGUUUGAAGGCCGGAAGUACUGCGAACACGACUUCCAAAUGCUGUUUGCUCCGUGCUGUGGAUCCUGCGGUGAGUUCAUCAUUGGCCGCGUCAUCAAGGCCAUGAACAACAACUGGCACCCGGGCUGCUUCCGCUGCGAGCUGUGUGAUGUGGAGCUGGCUGACCUGGGCUUUGUGAAGAAUGCCGGCAGGCAUCUCUGCCGGCCUUGCCACAACCGUGAGAAGGCCAAGGGCCUGGGCAAGUACAUCUGCCAGCGGUGCCACCUGGUCAUCGACGAGCAGCCCCUCAUGUUCAGGAGCGACGCCUACCACCCUGACCACUUCAACUGCACCCACUGUGGGAAGGAGCUGACGGCCGAGGCCCGCGAGCUGAAGGGUGAGCUCUACUGCCUGCCCUGCCAUGACAAGAUGGGCGUCCCCAUCUGUGGGGCCUGCCGCCGGCCCAUCGAGGGCCGAGUGGUCAACGCGCUGGGCAAGCAGUGGCACGUGGAGCACUUUGUCUGUGCCAAGUGUGAGAAGCCAUUCCUGGGGCACCGGCACUAUGAGAAGAAGGGCCUGGCCUACUGCGAGACUCACUACAACCAGCUCUUCGGAGACGUCUGCUACAACUGCAGCCAUGUGAUUGAAGGCGAUGUGGUGUCGGCCCUCAACAAGGCCUGGUGUGUGAGCUGCUUCUCCUGCUCCACCUGCAACAGCAAGCUCACCCUGAAGAACAAGUUUGUGGAGUUCGACAUGAAGCCCGUGUGUAAGAGGUGCUACGAGAAGUUCCCGCUGGAGCUGAAGAAGCGGCUGAAGAAGCUGUCGGAGCUGACCUCCCGCAAGGCCCAGCCCAAGGCCGCAGACCUCAACUCUGCCUGAAGGCCCUCUUGCGCAGCCGCCUCUCGGCCCCUCCGCCUUCUCCCCUCCCGCUGUCCACGCUUGGCCCCCUCGUCCCCAUCCACCUGUGCCCUCCGCAUCUUACCCUCCCUUUCUCUUUCCUCAUUGCCUUCUCCCUUCCUGUUCCCUCAUCUCUGCCUUCCCCAUGUCUCUCCUCUCCUUGGCCGUGGCUUCUGUCUGUGAGGAGGUAGGAGCUGGGGAGUGGGAGCCUAUGACCCCAUGUCUGACAGCCAUGUCCACCUGUGCCCACAGCUUCCGCCCACAGACCUCCAGGGACAGGAGCAAAUUGCACCACAGCUCCCCGCCUGGCCUGGCCCUCCCCAGGCGGCUCAGUGGCUCUUGCGGUCCUGUGAGAGACCCUGCCCCAGAGCGGCCCCACUAAGCGCAUGUGGCUCCUGGGCUACCCACAGCCAGGGCAGCCUGCUGGAGCCACACAGGGCCAGAGUCAUGCAGAUGGAGGCCUCUGGGAGCCACCUCCAAUCCCUCACCACUCACUCAACCAGUGGCACAGUGUCCUUGUGCCCACACUGAGCCAGCAAGUCCUGCUGUCCACACCCACAAGCUACCUGGAGGGACAGGACCCACCUCCAUCCUUCGGAAGGCCUUCCUGGAAUCCCACCUUGGCCUCCCACCUCGGUUCCGCCCCGCCCCCCUCCCCCUGACCUUGGGGCUUGUGUUGAGCCCUUGGGUGGGGCCAGGAGGUGAUGGCGUCAGAGGAGGUGUGGUCAGAGGUGGCUUGUUCCCACCUCCAGGGAGGACGCUUCGUCUUCGGCCAGCGCAGACCUGGUGUUUGUUGGGCUCACGCUUGCACAAUGAAGGCUUGUUCACACAA
Pan troglodytes (chimpanzee) is the source of this 2963-nucleotide messenger RNA. RefSeq names its product LIM zinc finger domain containing 2 (gene LIMS2). The transcript is spliced from 10 exons. Gene Ontology annotation, biological process: cell-cell junction organization; positive regulation of substrate adhesion-dependent cell spreading; cell-cell adhesion. NCBI's taxonomy places the organism in Eukaryota, Metazoa, Chordata, Mammalia, Primates, Hominidae. Gene Ontology annotation, cellular component: cytoplasm; focal adhesion; cell-cell junction. The record is from RefSeq and is a predicted model, not a curated record. The coding region runs from base 1016 to 2113 and encodes 365 amino acids.